GACAUGGCAGAAACUAAAACCUUCCAGCCUGGAGCAGCCUGUGCUCUCACCUUUUUCUUUGUCCUAAUCUGUUGGGUUGAUGCAGCCUCCUUCCAGCAGCAUGAGCUGCUUCAGAAAGAUCCAGACUAUGCAAUGAAAAACUUUCAAAGGCUCCCCAAUCCCGAUAUGAUCAAAGCACUGGAAUACAUCGAAGACCUUCGCAAGCAAACCAACAAGGGAGAAAGCAGCCCCGAUUACAACUCUUAUCAAAGUGUCCCAUACCUGAUCCCACAGAGAGACAGCAAGGACCAGCUUCACCUCCGGGAUAGUGUACGGGAUUCUUUGACUGAAGAUGAGUCCCAAUGGGUCAAGGUAAUGCUGGAAGCCUUGCGGCAAGCUGAGAAGGAGUCAAAAGCUGCCCCAAAGGAGAAUAAACCUUAUGGUCUGAGUUCAGAUAACAACUUUCCAGCUGGAGUUACUGAUGAUUACGAGGCUUACAAGUGGCCUGAGAGGUGGCAAAAGUACCUCAAAAUGCCACUUGGACACUAUGAAGACAGUUCAAGAGACAGUCCCUUCAAGCGUACCAACGAAAUCGUGGAGGAGCAAUACACCCCCCAGAGCCUGGCCACGUUGGAGUCGGUGUUCCAGGAGCUGGGCAAGAUGGCAGGUCCCAGCAACCACAAGAAAGAAAGGCUGGAUGAGGACCAGAAAUUGUACACAGACGAUGAAGAUGAUGUGUAUAAAGUGAAUAACAUCGCCUAUGAAGAUGUGGUUGGAGGAGAAGAUUGGAAUCCAAUAGAGGAAAAAGUGGAAAGCCAGACCCAGGAAGAGAUAAAAGAUAGCAAAGAGGAGAUUGAUAAACAUGAAGAGGAGAUUGAUGAUGAAAUGAAAAGAUCUGGAAAACUCAACUUCCUUGAGGAUGAAAUAAGAAGAGAAAAUAAAGAUCAAGUGUCAGAGGAUGUUUCAAAAUUAAUGAAUUAUUACCUGAAGAGGCUGAUGGGUAGUGCUGGGAAUAGGAAAUUAAGGACUGGAGGAGAACUUGAGGAAAAAAGAGCAUCCAUGUUUUUGGAUAAACAACUUGAUCCCCAGGCUAUAGCUCAGCUGAUAGAAAUCUCAAGGAAUUUGCAAAUUCCUCCUGAGGAUUUAAUAGACAUAUUGAAAGCUGGAGAAAAAAAGCAGCUUCAGAGCGAAAGGUUGGAAGCUGAGCAGGAAAUGGAAUUCCCAGAAGACCUUGACGAGAUAACUGAAACCAAUCUAGGACAGAGCGAUAUAUUUAAAAAUAAUAUAAACUCUAAAAACGGGUACAUGCAGCAGUCUCCUAUUCCAGAAAAUCUACCUGAAGACCUCAAUAUUGAAGAUAUUGUCAGCCUUCUGGGAAACGACAAUUUAGCUAAUCAGAAUCCCUCCUACUUACUAAAUCGUCUUAAUCAAGAAAAUGAUUUGCCGAGACUGUCUUACAUUCCCAGAAGAUUGAAAGGACACCUGUUCCCUAAAGCUGCCUGGAUGAACAAUUUGGAAAGGCGACAAACGGAGUAUGAGAAACUGAACGAGAAGGAUGAAGAGCUGGCCGAUUACUUGGCAAAGGUGCUGGCCAAAUACCCUGAAGUGAUCAAUACGAACCAGAUGAAACGAGUCCCUGCUGCAGCUUCUGAGGGAGACCUGCAGGAAGAGGAGCACCUGGAGCAGGCCAUCCGAGAGCACCUAAACCAGCUGGGACCACAGGGGGCUGCCAAGUUGGCUUCGCUCAGCAAAAGGCUCUCCAUGGUCGGGGAAGCUGAUGACACACAAACCAGGCAGUACCUGGAUGAGGAUAUGCUGGCAAAGGUGCUGGAAUAUCUAAAACAGGAGAAAUCAGAGCUUGAAAGAGAUCACAUUACCAAGCGAGCAAUGGAAAACAUGUAA
This is a messenger RNA of Cinclus cinclus, 1881 nucleotides long. RefSeq names its product secretogranin II (gene SCG2). The record is from RefSeq and is a predicted model, not a curated record. Lineage: Eukaryota; Metazoa; Chordata; Aves; Passeriformes; Cinclidae. The transcript has a single exon. The coding region runs from base 4 to 1881 and encodes 625 amino acids. Gene Ontology annotation, cellular component: secretory granule.